Acinonyx jubatus (cheetah) is the source of this 3375-nucleotide messenger RNA. RefSeq names its product RNA-binding Raly-like protein. Gene Ontology annotation, cellular component: nucleus. Gene Ontology annotation, molecular function: RNA binding. The record is from RefSeq and is a predicted model, not a curated record. Lineage: Eukaryota; Metazoa; Chordata; Mammalia; Carnivora; Felidae. The coding region runs from base 2008 to 2697 and encodes 229 amino acids. The transcript has 5 exons.
CGCCUGGGUCCAGGGCAGCAGUGGGUGGGCAGCUGGGACUGUGGCUCUGGGCCUUAGGAUGGUGCCCAGAGGAACGACAGGUUGGGGAUGUGGUUCUGGCAGUCGCUGAGCUGCUGGAUGACCUGUCCGUGAGAACUAGUCAAGUCCAGGACAUGUGACCUGAGCCUCCAAAUGGAAUUUUUCAACCUGUAGGGAAAGGCCUGUGGUGUAAGGAUUGUCCCAAGUCCCCGCGGACACAGGUGGUUUGACCUCUGCCCACAGCACCGUUCUGAAGGAGUGUUCUAUUUCUCCUUUUGUGGGAAGCCCGGACUUGCAGACUGUAGCAAUUAACCCAGACCAGAGGACAGAGCACGGAGAAGCCAUGUGACCAGGCCACUGCCCCUUGGGGGAAAAGACUCAAGGGCAGUUGCCAUCAGCCCUGGCUGAUGACUGAGGGGUGGCAUGGGGUGGGAUGAGGGUAGGAGGGCCGGCACCAGAGCCCACCUUCCUUCAGGCCAAGAGGGACCCGGUAACUGCAGCAAGCACGGCUGUGGGGCGCAUGUAGCCUAACAUCUAAUUCCCAAACCCAUCCUGUGUGUGUUUCAACUCAGGCUGCUCUCCAGUCUGUGCUAAGCAGUCAAUGAAAUAUCAUUCCUACACCAUUCAUUUUUGACUACGUCAAAAAGUUGUAAGAAAAAAAAAUGGAAGGGAGGAAAAAGUCAAACCGUUGCAUUGGCCGGGAAUCGAACCCGGGCCUCCCGCGUGGCAGGCGAGAAUUCUACCACUGAACCACCAAUGCUGCUGUGAAGAAGUGUUUGCCGCGGAGACUCAGGUGGUCAGCCACAGGCUUCAGCACCAUGUCUACUCUCCGUCAACGUUUCCCUCCGGUCGGAGGGGGCGGAGCUCUCCAGCCAAUCCAAAAGGAUCCAGAAGAGAGAAUUUUCCCUGAGCAGUGGCGCCCAGCGGAGACGCAUCAGCUUCAGUUCUGUCCUAGCGUCCUAGCCCCCAAGCCCCCAAGUCCCCAAGCCCCCAAGCCCUCCCGCUGGCUGGUUCCAAGCCCUCCCGAGGCUGCGCUGGGCGCGGGACCCCCACCCACCUCUAGCCCGACCCCCGGGGCUGCGCACGCGCCCUCCUGGCGCGCCGCUGUCACUUUCUCCAAGGAUGAUCCUCCCACCACCGGAAUCAGCAAUCGGCCUCCCUGCUGUGUCCAGGCCGCCCGUCCAGAUCUCCUGAAGCCAGAAAGCGGAGGCGAGGAUGGCCGGAAAUUUCACUAACCGGCCUGUGGGGCGUCUCAGGAUGAAGGGGAACUCCCUCCCCUCGCCCCCAACGUCCUCCAUUCUGACCCAGUAGCCUUACAGGCCUCGCCCCUCGUAGGCUGGGCCUGAGCUGGGGACGCACAGCACCAGAAAGUUGUUUUAGAAGCUGUAUUGCCGCCGCGUGCAUCCCCUCCCCGAUCCUUAUCCCCCGUUCCAGCCCCGGGUGCAGAUGGCACCCGAAGCUCCUGUAGCUGUGUCCCCACAGAGCCUCCCUGCCCAGGCAGGUGCUUAAUUCUCUUUGCACCCAAUCUCCACAUCCCUCCUAGGCACCAAUUCCCUGCCUGGAGAUGCAUGGUACAUGAGAGAAGGGGGAAAGGCCGGGCAACGAGAGUCUGGGACUUUCCAGACUCCUGCUCUCUCCCAAGGACUGGAGCAAAGAGGAAGGCGGCCUGGCCACAGCCUUAAUCCUGCCUGGCUGGCCCUGCCAGUCAGUGCUGGGCCACAUCCUGGCAAUCCCAACCAAGGAUUAAAGGCUCUCACACCCCCACUGUGGCUUUGGGCCCUGACUUAACUCUUUCCUUUCAUCCUUUGCCAGACUACGAUCCAGAACAUCAGCUGUUCCUGGGUCAGGCAGAGGAACUUUUGGAGAGCCCUGAUCUGGCCGGCCAGAAGGCUGCAGGCGAUUGACCCCUCCUGCCCACCGGGGCCACCUGACAGAUACCCCUUAUUAGAGGCCAGACAUGGGGAAGCUGGUUUGCUGUGUUCUCUCAAAAUGGCCUUGGUCAAGUCCCUAAGGCCUCUUCCAAUGGAGAAUUCUGGGAUUCUAAGGAAAAGUUGCACACCUCAGUUUCUUCAAGUUAAAUGGGUCUGGGAAAGGACUCUGGCCAUGGAGAGUGACCCCUUCCCCAUUUGUCUCUGUUGCAGCGGCAGUAACUAUGACCUGGACUACAAGCUGUACAGGGAAGAUGUCCCCUACCGUAGUGUGUAUGAGUGCCAAAGAAUCCCUCCACUCAUUAACCGCGUGCCUGUCAAGAUCCGGAGGACCCAGGUGGGCAUGGGGAUCAAGAGCAGCUGCAGUCCCCACAAGGGCCCCAGGAAGAGCCACCUGCCCCAAGAGCAAAUAAAGCUCCAAACCGAGGAGCUGCACUCCAUCAGGGGGGAGCUAAGCCAGAUCAAAGCCCAGGUGGACCGUCUGUUGGAGACUCUGGAGCGCAUGGACCAGCAGAGGGACCAGCUUCUGAGUCAAGCACCUCCAACUGGGGGCCCAGCCUGCACUCCAAGGUCAGAGGCCAGUGAAGAAAACAGGGCCCUGGUGAGUAAGAGAUCCUCAUGCAGAAACACUGAAGCCAAGCAGGAGCCCAGGGGCCAGAGGCCCCAUCCAGAAGCAGACAGCCCCGAGGACAGCACAGACCCAGAGGAGGCAGUGAAGAAUCAUGCAUCAGACCAGGAGGGCAGUCAGUAGAAGAGUGGAACCCCUCCCGGCUCCUUCCCAGGCUUCCUUCCUUGCCUCGUAUGAUUUUUGGAAGGCGUCCUGGUGGCACCUGUGCAACCAGAGGCACCCAUUUUGGAAUGAGGACAAUGAAGUGGAGGCGUGGCUCAGCCGCACCAGCAGGGAAGCCUCUCCGUAAUGGUGGCUUUUGCUUUGGAGGCCAAGAUUCCAGAUAGUCGGGGGGCUGAGAGGGAGGCCUGCAACUGCCUAGCACAUGCUCGCCAUCCUCACGAGGCUGAGGCCCAGUCUUGCAAGGGGCAGCUGAACAGGCCCCUGCCUUGGGAGCGCCUCAGCCCCUCUGACUGCAAGCACUGCUUUGGCUGCUUUUCCCUCCUCUCCAGGUCCUGCCAGUUCCAAGUGUGGAGCGUCCUGCAGCCACCAGCCCCGCUUUCCCAGUUCCAGUGAUGCACAGAAGAUCCACUCAAGUUCUACAGUCCCUUCCGGUCUUUAAGCUCCUCGGUGUGUGUCCCACAUAACCCACCUUUGGUUCCAGACUGCCCACCCACCCUAUAAAGCCCUCAUUCAGAAUAGGGGUAUCAUUUUUAUGUCCUGUUUCUAUCUUGUCUCUCGCUUGACACUGUGUAUUUCAGACCUGCUCUGGAAAUGCUGUAAUGUCAAAGGGGAAAAAUAAAAUUUGUAUUUUUCCCUGGU